Scatophagus argus is the source of this 4423-nucleotide messenger RNA. RefSeq names its product guanine nucleotide binding protein (G protein), gamma 13b (gene gng13b). The transcript is spliced from 3 exons. Gene Ontology annotation, biological process: sensory perception of taste; phospholipase C-activating G protein-coupled receptor signaling pathway. Gene Ontology annotation, molecular function: G-protein beta-subunit binding. Bases 743 to 946 code for a protein of 67 amino acids. The record is from RefSeq and is a predicted model, not a curated record. Gene Ontology annotation, cellular component: heterotrimeric G-protein complex. NCBI's taxonomy places the organism in Eukaryota, Metazoa, Chordata, Actinopteri, Scatophagidae.
AACGGAGAGACAGAGGAACACUGGGAAACACAGGAGAAACAGGAAACACAGGAAAACACAAGGGAAGUCACUGCGGACACAAACGUGGUUAUGGCAAACCCAAAACAUCUGUAUUUGAUGACCUGGAAUGACACUUCAACCAUCAGCUGUCUCUCUGCAGAAUCACUCACCCCACCUUUGACAUAUUCAUACAUUAUCAUACAUUACAUACAAGUGCCUACUUUUUACAACCUAAGGCAAAAUCCUUUUCUUUACAAUAUUAUCUUCUAACAACUAAAGCAUGAUAAGAAAAAACAAAUAUGGUAAUUCUUAAGUGCUUGGAUGAUGGCUCAAAUCUGAUUAAGUCAACACAUGACGUGACAUGAAAACAUGUAACCACCAUCUAACCACACAUGAUACUCAGAAUGUGAUACCCUCAAAGCACUGAGCUCUGUAUGCAAAUCUUCAAUUUCCACGUGGUACAAAUAACGUAGAACAUCUGUCGCUUUAAAAAAAAAACAUUGCCUGUGAACAUAAUCCAGGCAGCAAAUGACCGUUUGCUAAACCCCGCCCCAUAUUUGUACUGUCACAUCUGUCAAGCUUCCUGUUCUCAUACAGAACAUCAAUAACUGAACUGUGAAGGCAGAACCUCUGGGUUUCCUGUUUAGAAUCCCACUGACUUUUGUAACUACACAAAUGCGCCAUAGGCUAAAUGUCACAUCUCAACAGAAGAGGUAGAGAAGCCCUACAUUAAGCUGCAGCCAUGGAUGAGAUGGACCUGCCCCAGAUGAAAAAGGAGGUGGAGAGCCUCAAAUACCAGCUGGCAUUCAAACGAGAGAAGUCCUCCAAAACAGUGACUGACUUGGUAAAGUGGAUAGAGGACGGCGUCCCAGAGGAUCCUUUCUUGAAUCCGGAACUGAUGAAGAACAACCCAUGGGUGGAGAAAGGAAAGUGCAUCCUUCUCUAGAAGAAAGCGACCACCCUACCAUAACCUUUCAUCUUAAAUCGUCCUGACCAACACGCACCCGCAGAUGACCCCCAAACCUGACCCUCCUGACCCGACCCGUGAAGGCCAUGGCAGGACCCCCUAACCUCUCACCGUGAAUGUACAACAGCUGAUAUCUCCCACCUUUCCCAAACACACAUCCCAACAAGGGCAGAAGAAAUCACACAGAGACACACACUCACACAACAUCACUCCAAACUUUGGGAUUUUUUUCCCUGACUGCCACACAUUCACUGCAAGUUUAUUCCUGCCACGGCAAUGCAUCAUCAGUACUAUGAUAUAUGAUGAUGAUGUUCAAUACUCUUAUUACAUGUCUCUAUAUGGAUGUAUGAUGACUUAUUUAUGCAGCUGCUAGUCACAAGCUUUCUCUCUUCAUUUGCAGUCUCACUGUGAGCGCAGCAUUUUUUUUUCUUCCAAUUUGAUCACUUAAAUAAACUGUAGAGUCACAUUCUCAAUGCCAGACUGACUGUAGAUCUGUUGGGUUUGUUCUGUGUAAACAAAUGAUCAUAAGACCAAAACUAAUUUUUCACAUUUAACUGAAAAUUAAUAGAAUGCACAAGUCUGUGAAUGACAAAAUAAUAUCACUGAAGUUGUUAACAGCUCACCAAAACUUAUCAAACUAUUUAUAGCAUCCCGUAAUGAUUUAUGAUUAAAUGAAGCUCAUUUAUAGCACUACAGUAUACACCAAGGAUUUGCUGGUAUUGGCUUACAGAUCAUGGUUUUAAUAGCUUAAGAUUUCCUAUGACUGUACUGUAUACAAUUUGCUUGAUGUAAACAAAGCAAGAUUCUUGUUCACCAUCAAGCUUUUCUGCUCAAUUUAGACGUUAUUACAAGUGUCUCACAUAUGGAUUAAAUGCAGAUGUGAUUGAAUUCACUUUAAUUGACACUUAACUACAUGCAUCAGCAAGAUCACAUGUGGUGAUGCAGCCUUACUGGAAAAAACCUAACCUAUUGGUUCUUAUGGUGCAUAUUGAGAUUCUAAACGUUUAACUUAUUAUUAACUCAUUAUGCAUAAUUAAAAACAACAGCACUGUUACAGAUCUAAAGAUAAGAUGAAUUCCAAGGAUUUUUGUUAUGCGUACACAAGCUUAUUUGUAGUCUGAAGUUUCAGUAUGCUUGAAACAAACUAGUUUCAUAUUCAGUGUGGUCAGUGUUUUAUUAGAACAUCAGAAGGCAAAAAAGUUGUUCCCAACUCAUAGGGACAACUGAGGCCUUGAAUGAAUUUAUGACAGUGAAUUCCCCGAAUGUGACUCCUACAGUUUUCAUAUUUACUUUUGAUAUCACAAAAAUAGCAAAGCAUGAUUAUCGCAUUUAUAUUCUGCAGUAUCACUAAGUCAGAAAGUGUCAUAGCAGCUCUGUUUGUGUUGUCAGAGCAGAAUGAAGCUAUGGUCCUCUGGAGAGGGUUUCGAGUUUACUGCUCCUUCUUCUCCUUAGCUACAGCCCCCGCGGAUGACACACACACACACACACACAAUCAACAUGCAAACGAAACAUGCACGCACACUAUUGCUCCACACAUGUACAGACGGACCCCUUUAACUUAAUAACUUAUUGAUUAAUAUGUAGUUUGUUUAUUUAUUUAUUUAUUCAUUGAUGAGAACUUUCUCCCACCUUAGUUUUUGUUUCCUAUGUCUGCACCCCCUCUUCCUCAUAUGCCACCUUGAAAGAACAAAAAGAGAAAAUGACCAAAAAAUCGACUACACCUUGCCAGAUCACCAUCUACUACUGCCUUGUACACAGUUUCCUUAAAACAAGAAUGUAAAUAUGCGGCAUGAUCACAGCUGACCUCAGAACUGGCCUGCGUGUGCGUGCAUGUGACUGUAAUUGUGUGUUUAUGUGUGCAUUUUUUAACUGUGCAUACAUUUGGAUGAUAGCAUUUGGAUGACAGGCUCCUUUGCAGAUUGUGAAGACACACAUAUACAUUCACACACAUGCAGUUACACACACAGGUAGGCCUGAGGCCGAGCAGAUCAACGAAACACACACGCACACACACACUGCUUAGUGAGUAUGUGUAUGAGAGGAGGAGUGGCAAGGAUGUGGGGUUCUCUAAAUGACUUGGGACAGGGGAGCCUCACAUCACCUCAGUACUGUAAUGAGUCUCAUUAUACACAUUUUCUUCAAGAUGACCCAUUUCCCUAAAGGCUACUCAGUGCUUGACUUUGCUUCUAUUAGAUAUAAGUGCAAAUAUUUCAUUUUCCUGUAUGUAUUAAACCAAAUAUGAACAAUUAUAUUGCCCAUGAUGAGCUAAAAAAUUGAUAAUGAUUUUAUCAAAUAUGCUCGCAUCUUAGACUGUGCGUCUUAUUUGCUGUAAUUUUUUUCUUUAAAAAAUUAUUAAAAAAUACAUUUGGGCAACACAAUAACAAAUGUGAAUGAAAAAUUGUGAAUUUAGGAUAACAGUAAGUAUAUAUGCAACAAAAUGAAGCCAAAUGGAACCAUUUCAGAAGCCAUCCAGAGGCAUGUUCAGCAUGUAUUCCCCAGUGUUAGACUCAAGUUUAUUGCUUCCUUCAUUUGAUUUUAGGAUUCAAAACCUUUUUAGCUCACACAGCACCAUUAGAAAACUAACAAAAUUGCUGUUUCCUACGGUCUCACAGAGGCCGAGCUCCAAAGGUACAUGAGAGGAUCCCUGAGUCUGCCUGUCCCUUGUCUGUUUUCUGUUCAGCAACUGUAAUUUUACUUGUUUGGUUUGUUUUUAUAUAAUCUGAACGUGCGUACGUAUGUAUGUUAUUACUAUUAUAAUGACAGCAUAAAAUCUUGUCUAAAUAUCUAGCAACAUAUUCCUUGUGAGAGUGCUUUGGGAAAAUUAUGCAUCAGAUCAAGUCCUAGUGUAAAGAUGACAAUGAGCAAUAAAUUAAAGAUCAUUUUUUAUUGAAUGUUUUACAAAAACAUCUAUCUUAUUGAAUAAAGUAGAAGAUUUUUAGACAGCUCGGUUGUUUUGGUUGGUUUGUAUGUGUUUUGUAUGUACCUGCUUUAGCAGUGUAUACUUUAAACUGCAAGUCUAGGAGGUGCCUAUUUCCAGACCUUUGAAUCACUGGUUCCAUCUCCCAUUAUCUAUGAUUUAAAUACUGUAAAUUUGGUGUUGUGACAGCUGUAGGUACCAGAGAAAAUGGGGAUGACAUCCUCCAUUGCCAGUGCCAGACAAAUGGCUAUAUCAAUGAAGUGACAGUGCAGUGAUAGUGACAGAAAUAUUGCCCCAAUAAUUAAAACAAGCAUGGAUGAAAUCAUCCAUACAGGUUGUCAAGUUGAAGUUAACAAAUCUUGAACUGGCAUAUUUAAACAUUAAAGAAGCUUUGCCUUGUUUGGGGUAAGAAAAUGCCCCCUCCAUUUGGAAAACUUUGCAUCUCACUUGGGCAGGUGGUAAAAUAAAAUUUAGCAUAAAAGGAGUGAAGCAUUGCACAUGGGCCUUACCGGUUGGGCACCCGUGAAAAAAUGGUGACG